GAGAAAAAGAAAAUAAGGGACAAUGAAAAACGCAAAUGUUUUACUUUAGUCCCACAAAGUUCGUCGGCGGCAGAAAAACGGCGGCCGUGAAAAAUGGGGAAGAGCGGGAAGAAGAAAAGUCACCAACAGAACCGUAGAGAUAGAGCUUACUAUCUAGAACAGGAAGAACCAGAAUACCCAGUUGCCCCAACUGUUGAGUCCACUCAAGAAGAUGAAGAAGAUGAAGAAGAGAGUCAAGAUGAUCUUAUUUCUUCAUUUUCAACCAAUGAUAUCCCUUCAAAGUUUUCAUUAUACCAACAGUCUGUGCAGUCACCAAAAGGGGAUAUAAGUUAUCUGCAGAAAUUCUUCUUGAUGUACGUAGGUGGGAGGGUGCCCCUUCAUUUCCAGGAAGAUUUCUGCGGAACUGGUCUUUUGAGUACCGAAUGGCUCCAUAGUGAUGCUAGGCGCACUGCUAUUGGAUUAGAUUUAGACGUUGAGGCACUUGAUUGGUGCAUGGAGAACAAUGUGAACAAAGUUGGUGCUGAUGUCUCUUCCAGAAUAUUUCUGUUUCAUGGUAAUGUGUUGCAACCUCUUGAGGCCAAAUUGGUUAAUGUCUCUACUCAAAAUCUCAUGCAAAAUGUAACACUAGGAGAUAGUGAAGAUGAUUCUCCUGAUCACAAAUUGAUGAAGGAUUUUCAAUUUCCUGCAAGAGAUAUAGUUUGUGCUUUUAACUACAGUUGUUGUUGCCUUCAUACUCGCCAAGAACUAGUUUCAUACUUCAAACAUGCCUUAAGUGCUCUGAACAAGAAGGGUGGUAUAUUUGUGAUGGAUCUAUAUGGAGGCACAUCAGCAGAGCAUGAGCUAAGGAUGCAGAGAAAAUUCCCGAACUUCACAUAUGUUUGGGAGCAAGCUGAAUUUGACAUCAUUAAGCGGAAAACGAGGAUCAGCCUCCAUUUUAAUCUGCACAAGCCGCAAAGGAAAAUUCGCCAUGCAUUUUCUUAUAGCUGGAGACUGUGGUCAUUGCCUGAGAUCAAAGACUGUUUGGAAGAAGCUGGAUUUCAGUCAGUCCACUUCUGGAUCCGACAUAUGCCUGACAGCGAAGAUAUCAGAAGCACAUAUGGGCUUGCUGCUGGACGAGACAUAAAAUAUGAAGAGGUUACAAGUUUUCAACAACAAGAUUCAUGGAACGCAUACAUUGUAGGUGUUGCAUAGCUGCUAUAUCUGCCUCAUUUUCAUGAAAGUGGGCUUAGGUAAGACGUUAUUCUUCAUUUCGUCUGAAGCUAGAUCAGCAGAUUGAAUUACGCGUGUCUUUUUUUGAUAAAUUUUAGUACACAAACAAUGUUGUACCCUCAUCUAUAAGUUCUUUUUAACUAGGAAGUAAUUCAGUUAAGCCUCUGGGAUCUCUGAAUAUGGUGCCUCAGUUCUUCAUUGAGAAAUAGGCUUAUAAACUUCUUAGUA
Messenger RNA from Solanum lycopersicum (tomato), 1437 nucleotides. RefSeq lists its product as uncharacterized. Lineage: Eukaryota; Viridiplantae; Streptophyta; Magnoliopsida; Solanales; Solanaceae. The record is from RefSeq and is a predicted model, not a curated record.